AUGGAGACGKCCAGGCUUGUGCGAUUGGUUACUUUUAUCCUGCUAUGCUUUUCACAGGUUUUGCCUGAGAAAGUUUGUCCCAUUAUAGAAAGCACGGGGUGCUUCAAGAAAAGAGUGGGAUCAUCGUUAAUUCUACAUAGCUUAAUCUCAACUGACCGUGACCCCAGCUCACGCGUGUUCAGUGGAAUCCAAGUUAAAUGGUGGAACUGGGACACGUACAAGCAUGAUAUCGCUUGUAGAUGCGCUAGAGUUGCUAAAUCAAGCGGAUAUCAAUUCUUUGGUGUUCACUACUAUGGUGAAUGCUGGAGUGUUAAAGAUAYUAUAGCUGACCUACUCAAUGCUACCAUGGAAUCCAAUCGAUGUUUUGGUGAGGAAUACAAAUUGUGUGGUCACAAUGAAGAGUAUUGUGCUGGAGAUAGCACCGCUGUCUACAUUUAUCAAGUCGAUAUUAACGAGUGUCUUAUGGAAAACAAAUGCGAUGUCAAUGCCGUGUGCAUCGAUACGCCARAUUCGUACAAGUGCAAGUGUAAAAAAGGAUACAUUGGCAAUGGAACUUAUUGUGAAGCCGAGGAUCUUGAUCAUUGUGAGCUGGGUAAAUGCGACCCCAAUGCUGUAUGUAUAAAUUCGCCUGCUUCGUACUCCUGCAAGUGUAAGAAAGGAUUUAUUGGAAACGGAAUCGUAUGCAAAGCUAACACAUUCAGAGGACUUAAAAACUCGGCGAUCUUAAGUAAACAUAGCAACAUCAACUAUUUCAAGAAGCUGACACAAUUUUUGCGGCCUGUACUAAAAAAUCAGCUCAAAAGUCAUUGGAUAAGAUGCUGGCGAGCUUCUACUGAUGGCUGGGARGCUAAAACAUUCCAUCGCCUUUGCGAUAGUAAAGGUCCCACGGUAACUCUGGUCAGCGCUGGAAGUGAUGUAUUUGGAGGAUAUGUCGAUGCAUCCUGGGAAAGUUCUGGUGGUUACGCGUUUUCAUCAAAGGCUUUUCUGUUUUCUUUGUUUAACAUUCAUGGUUACUCGCCACUCAAGCUUCCUGUCAAAUCCAAAGCCAAUGCUAUAUAUCGGUCAGGUUUCUUAGGCCCAACAUUUGGAAGUGGUCACGAUCUAACCUUGGAUGACAUGGCCUCACGUAGUGACUAUAACGAGUUUUAUAUGCAAUCAUACAGUGCCCCGCCUGGUUGUCACCCAUUAUCACCCUGCUAUUUCUUUACUGGUAAAGCUAGAUUUCAACCAAGUGAUAUAGAAGUUUUCUAUGAUUCUACAGUCUAAAGAUAUAGAACUAUUAGGUAAUUCAUGGUCAUACGUUAUACUCGGUUUCUUCCAUUUGUUUUGAUAAUCAGCUCCACAAUUAAAAAAAAAUGGAUGGUUGGAUAGGGAACAAAAKAAUAACGAAGAAAUUAUAUU
Messenger RNA from Exaiptasia diaphana, 1401 nucleotides. RefSeq lists its product as uncharacterized. The transcript has 8 exons. NCBI's taxonomy places the organism in Eukaryota, Metazoa, Cnidaria, Anthozoa, Actiniaria, Aiptasiidae. The record is from RefSeq and is a predicted model, not a curated record. Bases 1 to 1266 code for a protein of 421 amino acids. Gene Ontology annotation, molecular function: calcium ion binding.